Messenger RNA from Phyllostomus discolor (pale spear-nosed bat), 2267 nucleotides. It is a transcript of the gene TNFRSF1A, whose product is annotated as TNF receptor superfamily member 1A. Gene Ontology annotation, cellular component: membrane raft; mitochondrion; signaling receptor complex. The record is from RefSeq and is a predicted model, not a curated record. Gene Ontology annotation, biological process: prostaglandin metabolic process; tumor necrosis factor-mediated signaling pathway; inflammatory response. Lineage: Eukaryota; Metazoa; Chordata; Mammalia; Chiroptera; Phyllostomidae. Gene Ontology annotation, molecular function: tumor necrosis factor binding; tumor necrosis factor receptor activity. The transcript is spliced from 9 exons. The coding region runs from base 301 to 1656 and encodes 451 amino acids.
UCCCCCAAGCUCUUCCUGUCUUGUCGUUGCAACACCCAACUGCCUUACUCCCUUCCCCUCCCACCUCUUCUUUAAUUUUCUUCGCCGGGCUCAGGCCCCGGUUCUGGCCUUCGGGGUUUGAGACCCCAUGGGACCAGGGUGUGGUCUCUAUCUGAGUCUCAACCCUUAAGUCCCCUGCCCAAGGCCUAGGUUCCUCUUGGGACCUCCUGACCCACUCGUCCCGGACUCUGUCGCUGCUACUCCACCUGCUGCCUCUGCCUGAGCCCUGAUGGGGGAGUGAGAGGCCUCAGCUGGCCGGACAUGGGCCACCCCACCGUGCCUGGCCUGCUGCUGCCACUGGUGCUCCUGAUUCUGGUGGCGGAAAUAAACUCCUCAUGGGUUAGUGCACUGGUCCCUCACUCCAGGGACCGGGAGAAGAGAGAAAGCCAGUGUCCCCAGGGAAAAUACCCCCACCCUCAUAAUAAUUCCAUUUGCUGUACGAAGUGCCAUAAAGGGACCUACCGGUACAAUGACUGUCCAGGCCCAGGGCUGGACACGGACUGCAGGGAGUGUGAAAGCGGCACCUAUACUGCUUCGGAGAACUACCUCAGGCAAUGCCUCAGCUGUUCAAUAUGCCGAACAGAAAUGGACCAGGUGGAGAUUUCUUCUUGCGCGGUGGACCGGGAUACUGUGUGUGGUUGCAAGAAGGAACAGUACCGGAAACGCUCGAGUGCCACUCUUUUCCAGUGCAUAAACUGCAGCACCUGCCUCAAUGGCACGGUGCGAGUCUCCUGUAGUGAAAACCACGACACCAUAUGCUCCUGCAACGCAGGGUUCUUUGUAAAAGGCAACGAGUGCGUGUCCUGUGCUUACUGCAAGGAAGGCACGGAGUGCACGAACUCGUGCCCCAUGACUGGUGGACUCAUUCAGGCGCCUCCGGACCCAGCCACCACAGUGCUGUUGUCCCUGGUGAUCGUCUUUGGUGUCUGCCUUUUAUUCCUCUUCUUCAUGGCUUUAAUAUGCCGAUCCCCACGCUGGAAGACCAAGCUCCACUCCAUUUGUGAGUGGGGUCUUUGGGAGGCCAAAGGGUGCUGUGGGACGUGGGAGGAGGGAAAGGAGCAUCCCCUUAGUUCGCUGGAACACCAAGCCGGGGCCCCAGACUUCAGCCCCAGGACAGACUCCAGUGGCAAGCCCAUCUCCCCACAAUGUCUCCCCUCCCCUCUGGGCAUGUCCAGAGCUCCAUCACCGCCGGGAGAGACGGGCCCAGGCUACCAGGAAACUGGCCCUCUUCUCACAGCACUUCCAGCCAAUUCCAUCCCCAUCUACACCCCGCGCCCAGAUGCAGACCCAGUGAUGCUGUAUGCUGUGCUGAACUGCGUGCCCCCAUCGCGCUGGAAGGAGUUCGUGCGGCGGCUGGGGCUGAGUGAGCACGAGAUCGAGCGGCUGGAGCUGCAGAAUGGACACUGCCUGCGCGAGGCGCACUACAGCAUGCUGGCGGCCUGGCGCCAGCGCAUGCCCAGGCGGGAGGACUCGCUGGCCCUGUUGGGCCGAGUGCUCUGCGACAUGGAGCUGACCGGUUGCCUGGAGGAAAUAGAGGAGGCUCUGCGUGGCCGCGCCUCUCACUGGAGCCCCACUUUCUCAGAUGAGGCCAUGCCCCCUGGGAGGGGCCUGCCUUGACAACCGCUGUUUCCUGCCCCAGGGUCCCUGAAGGACCUUGCAAAAUGCCCCCUGGACCUCUUUUUAUUCUGGAAAGGAGGGUCUUGGAGGGGCUGGCAUGAGCUGGCAGCCACUUACUUGGUGCUACUCCCUCAGUGUGCAUAGCUUUCUCAGCUGUCUGAACACUGCUGGAUGGUCAGCUGUGCGUGUGCGUGUGUGUGCAUGAGAGAGAUGAGAGACGAGAGAGAGAGAGAGAGAGAGGCGGGAGGAGAAGGGAUGUAGAUAUGUACAGAUGUGGUGUGUGUGGUAGUGAGAGAGGCUGAGUGUGCCAGGAGCCCAAGCUGGCGGUUGUAGGGAUGAGAAGUGCCAUGGUUCAUUGCCUGUUUUAGGCCUGGAGGACCCAGCAAGGAGCUUUAGGGGCCCCUGAGCCUUUUUAACAAUAGAUAAGCAAUCUUUGUAUCACUUACGUUAUACUAAUAGAAACUUGGCUCUCCUUUCUUCCCUGCCUGGGCAAGCACAGUAAGCUGAACAGUCCCAAACAGGGACAAGCACAAAACACUGGGGCCUCCAGCUGGAGCUGUGGACUUUUGUAAAUACACUAAAACUGGAGGAUUAAAGCUGUGCUCCUGGAA